Hydractinia symbiolongicarpus is the source of this 7250-nucleotide messenger RNA. RefSeq names its product protein ELYS-like. Gene Ontology annotation, molecular function: protein binding. The transcript has 26 exons. NCBI's taxonomy places the organism in Eukaryota, Metazoa, Cnidaria, Hydrozoa, Anthoathecata, Hydractiniidae. Bases 576 to 7025 code for a protein of 2149 amino acids. The record is from RefSeq and is a predicted model, not a curated record.
CAGUAGGUUAGUGGUUAUAACUAUCGGGGUUGGCUUCCUUUCUUGUCGGCGAUCCAAUCUGGACGAGUGAAUGUUAUGUUAACCCCAUCCCUGCAAGAGAAAUGGGCCUUUGGAUGUUGCAGGGAGUUGUCUGGUGGAGCGCGACCCUAAUCGGGUCUGCGUAGCUCAGAAUGAGCAUAUAAAAUACUUUAAGACUCCCCAUCUAAAUCUAUGGCCUCUCAUCCUGGAAAUAAUGUACACAGGAGGGAUAUCCCUCAAUACAAUAUCUGUGAGGCUAGCCUUGUAAGAUAUGCACAUCUAUCUAUCUUUCUAACCGUCGAGCGUAAUACCUCUGAGUAAUAAUCCAUGACUUUUUUUGAUCAUAAUAAAAAGAUGCCACUCAACCUCGCACAGAUAAAUAUAAGUUUUGCCCCCGACCCUUUCUGCCGAUGGGGGGGAGAAAAGGAUAAAAACGUUAUCUGCUUUCCACGCGUGAACGAGAUAAUAAUGGCGACAAAAUGGUGCACGAAAAAUCAGAAAUAAUUGAUGAUGUUGAUGGAUUUUGAGGAUGUGAGAAGAGACUGAGAAAUAAAAAGAUGAGGGAGCUUACUCCUUACAAAACAUCUGAAGUCAUCCCAUUCGCUCUAUCUAUACAAGAAAAUUUGGAUAAAGCACAAUCUGAACUGAAUUUUGAAGAUGCUACAAUUGCAAGUAUAUAUGAAAAUGGAAGGCUAGCAUUUAUUGGCAGAAGCAAUUUGUUUGAAAUCAUUAAUGUAAAAUCUGGUCAAAGAAAGGCAGCAUUUGAUUUAAAUGCUAAAAGUAAAAAACAGUCCAUAACAGCUUUCUGCACAUGUGGAGACUACUUUAUAAUAUCUGUUCGAUGUACUGCCACUUCGACAGGCCAGAUACAUAUAUAUAAUCCUGGUGUCUCAAGAGUAAUUAAAGUUAUAAAUCUUCCAUAUGUUCCAGUUUCUUUAGCAUUGGUUAAAGAAUUUGGAGGAGUGAGUCAAAUUCCCACUUAUUUCAGCCCAGCUAUAAAGUGCAUGUUUGGAACAGUUGCUGUGGGGACGGAAAAUGGACAUAUCUUUUUAAUUGACUUACGAUUGGAUGAUGUAGUGGAACAGUUUUCUUGUUCGUUUGAAAGCUCUCUAUUGGUUAUUAAUCCUGACGAAACUGAAAAUAUGGCCACUGUGCGUGAAAAAGCAAGAAACAAUGACUUGUAUUGUUGUCUGGAUUUAUCAUAUUCUUUAUGUUCACCCAAUGCAUUCAAAUAUCUCAAUGUGUCAGGACAAAUUGCAAAAGUCUGCUCUUCAGAUAAUUGCUCCAUCACGUCAUUAAAAUAUCUCCACCAGGCUUACGUGUUGGUUGUUGGGUUUAGUUUUGGUUGUUUCCAAAUAUGGUCUUUAGAACAUCUACAUAUACUAUACAGCAGUCCAGUGGGUGUAUACUCAUCACCUGUCACACAUUUCGCAUUUCAGGAACCAGAUGAUGAUCCAAGACAUUGUUGUUUUUUGUGGGUUGGGAGGGGACCUCAAUCUUCACAAGCUGAAAUCUCAAGUGCUACUUCUUUAACGUUAUAUCAACUUUUGUUUGAACUGAAAGAAAAGCAGUCAGAUAACACAUACGUGUAUAAGAAUAUUGAGUGUGUGAUUAGACGAUUUGAUCACCAAUUAACUUCUGAUGUCCACCAUAUGGUUGAUUCCAGAUCUGUCGGUAGUCGAAUCAUCAGCAUGAAAACAUUAGAGCAACCUAGGUCAAAUAAAAACAACUCUGAUGUGUCUAAUGGACACGAUGAAGACAAAACUAUCUGUUAUGUUAUAUGGGAAUCGCCUACUACCGAUAUUGACACCAGCAUGUCAUGCCAUCUUGGAAUAUUUGAUAUAAAUCGUUGGUACCAAAAACAGCUUCCAUCUUCUAUUAGAGAUGCUAUGUAUGGCAGGAUGGAGGCUGUUUGUCCAUUUUUUGCAUUCUAUUCAUUAACUGAUAUUGCUGAAGCUUUUCUCCCAAGCGGUAUUAUGGAUGCACAUGUGAAUGUUAAUAGUUUGAAUGAAUUUCGCAACAUAGAAGGUCCACAAAGUGAGCAGUUUUACUGGCCUUCUUCAUCAGCUUUUAGAAUUAUUUGUAUAUCCGAAAGUGGUUGCAUUGAAGCUGAAAUGUUGGGAAUGCAAAGACAAAUAAUGGCUGACAUGAAAGCUAUGAGCACAGACAGUUUUCUUGAUGCUCAUGAUCUUGUGCAAUCCUGUUGGGUGGCAGGUUUACUUUCAAAUUCUACUGAUAUUACCAAACCAAGUGGUGAAAAGAGAAACACAGAUGUGGUCCUGUCUGUCAGCUUGGAACAUAAUGGAACAGCAUUUAUUACUGAUUGCAUAAAGAAAUGGUCACAUGGAAGUAUUACCCAUGCUGGACACAGUUUGAAAUUAAUAUUCGACUGGGCUUGGAAUCAAGUUGUCCAGUAUAAAAAGACACUAGAUCAACUACACAUCCCAAUAUUUUGCAGCCUAAGCGAACAACUAGAAAAGGGUCAUGAAAGUCAGCUUAACAAAAUUUUGUUAGAACUGCAAAACUUAGUUGACAUUUUCAAAGAACUUCAACAUGCAAAAGCUAUCACGGUUGAAGAUGGAGUGAAUGAGAUCAACACACGUUUGCGAGUAGCGUCUUAUUUAUCAAUGUAUAGCAACGUUCUUCUCGUCUUGCUUCAAUGUGGUCUUCUCCCUGAACAACCAGAUCAUUUGAACAAUAACAAUAUGACCGACAAAAUUACUUAUCCAUUCAAAAUGCUAUCUGAUUACUAUGAAGGUGAAAGACAGUUAUAUGCUGAAAGUAAUGAGAGUGAGCCGUGUUUGUUUAUCGAUUCUCUGUGGAAAGAAAUGUGUUCUUCACAAGAGUAUACUGAUGGAAUGGAUAGUCAAGAUGUUUAUCCACCUCCCACGGUCGAGGUGAUGUGUCGUUUAUUUGUUGAGAACUUGUCAGAAAAAGAAAUUCAGAUCUCUGUUUUCUAUUACUGGGUGCUUGAUAUCUGCGAAUGUUGUGAAGAACUGCUACAAGUAAAAAUGAGAGAGAAAGUUAAAGAAUGUUUGAAAUUAAACCGCGAAAAAUCUCUCCUUAUUGAAUGUGUUUGGCUUCUUGAUCACAACCUGUACAAAGAUGCCGCUGAACACCUAUCACUUGUCACAACAAAAAUUUCAUCCUUAUAUUACCAUCAAGUGAUAAGAAUACUUUAUCAUCGUGGAGAAUUGAGCUUCUUAACGUUAUUUUGCUCGUCGAAAGAACCAAGUGAUCACUGCACUUAUGAAGAGACGAAGUUUUUAAUAACAGUUCUUCUCCAAAUGUCAAUGCUACCUAAUGCAUAUAAACUACUAAAAAGCUUUCCCAUGCAAGCCAAAAAGACAGACUUAUUUAACUAUUUUGUGGAGAAGUGUAAAGAACACAAAUUAUUAGGAAAACUGCUUUGUUUAGCAUUUACUGUGGAGGAGGAGGAGAUGUUGCGAAGGUUUUUAGAAUCCUCAAAAGAGAACGAAAAUUUCUUACUUGUAUAUUAUUUGGAACGAGGUUUAUAUAACGAAGCAUGCCAGCUGACAAAAUCAUUAAAAAAUGCUACUUCGUUUAAUAUGGAUCAGUUUUCGCAGGAACAUUCGUUAGCCAAAUCAAUGCUUGUCGACGGUUUUUUACAAGCUAUGCCGACCAUACGACAAUCCCCAUCGUCUAGUACAUCGAGUAUAGUUUUUAAAAAAAAAGAUGGAAGGUCGCCAUUAUCUAGUUAUAUUCGAAAGUUUCGAAGCCUGGAUACAUCGACACGUUCAAGAAGCUCGACCGACGUCGUACGACAAGAGGUGUAUGACGUGGAAAACAGUCUCACUUCUUCGAAAAGUUUCUUUGCAGGAACGUUUACAAAUCAACGUAGACGCAAAUCUCCUUUAUUUGAUGGAGAAAUUGUCUCGCCUACCAAAAAACAGAAAGAGAUGACUCCUCCACGUGGAGUCAAUAAAAUCAUAUCUGCGAUAUCUGGGAAGCAAAGAAAAAAUAUGUUUUCUGGUACAGAUGCUUUCCUGUUGUUGAAAACACCUCCCGUACGACGAGUUUCCCAGCUCACAAGUGUGUCAAAAGAUCACACAAAAACGCCACAGUCCAUUUUAAAAUCACGAAUUGCAUCGAGACUUGCUGGUUCGAAAAGUGCUGUUCGUCCUCCACGAAGCCCGUCAUAUAAACCUUCUAUCAAAGGCGGUAGUUUCACACCUGGAAGAAAAAUUCGAUUUGUGGGAGUUGUAUCUCCAACGUCACCGAUAAGCGGUGCAGUAUCACCGAAAUACUCAGAUCCUGGACAAGUAGUUUCCAAACAUUCAUUUGAAAAGCAACAUUUGGAUUUAUCGUUUGUGUCGGACGACAGUUUGGUUGAUGACGGUGUUGAUCCAGAGCCAAGCGGACUAAAAUCGUCAGAAAAUAAUUUAACUGCCGAAAAAGAAGCUAGUCUGCUAGAGGAUUUCCUCGACAAUGAAGUGGAUACUAGUUGUGCAAAUACGUCGACUGUCGAUGAUAUUUUAAACAUAUUGGAUGAAGAAUCGACUGGUUCAGGCAGCCAAGCCGUAGCUAAGAUAACAUCCGAACAGGAUGAAUUUUCUACGAAGCCUGAAAAACUUGAAUUUGAAUUACCUGAUGAUUCUGUUGAAACCAGGGAACUUUUGAGAUUCGAUAGUGUUGAAAAAGCAGAACGAGAUAUGGUCAGUGAGGUCACUACUUCUGAAGCAAAUGAGAUAAUAACUAGCAGUAUUGAAGUAGCACACAAACACGAAAGUGUGACGCAAUACCAAGAAAAUAGUGACGAACAUUUGAGUUACACUAGCCAGGAGGAUGUAGACAUGAAGGAAUCGCGUGGUCUGCAGAGGGUGGAUGAUGAAGAAGUAAGUAGAGAUGUAAAUGGAGCAAGCGAAACUGUUCAAAUUAUUGAUUCCAGUUCAGAAGACGAAGAUAGUAAUUUCGAAGCGUCUUCUCACAUGCAUGUCGAUAUUAAACAUUUCGAUACAGAACAUGUCGAUACAGAGGAUGUCGAUACGGAACAUGUCGAUACAGAGGAGGUUGAUACAGAGCAUUUUUAUACAGAGCAUGUCGAUACAGAACAUGUCGAUACAGAGGAUGUUGAUACAGAGGAUGUCGAUACAGAGGAUGUCGAUACAGAGGAUGUCGAUACAGAGGAUGUCAAUACAGAGGAUAUCAAUACAGAAGGUGGGAUUAAUACAGAACAUGUCGAUACAGAGCAUGUCGAUACGGAUCAGGUGAAUAUACUAAAACACAAACAAGAAGUAACAGGUGAAGAAGGGUUUGAUGACGAUAUACUAGCAGUUCUCGAGGAGGAAAAUGAGUACGAAGAAAAGGAAUCAGAUAACGAGAAUUUUGGCCGGUAUAACGAUGAUCUUGCAAAAGUUGAAAGACAGGAAGAAGACUUCAGUAACCAACCUAGCUACAGCGUGGAUGAUACUAAUGAAGUUUUAACGAAUCAGCAUUCUGCAUUAGGUGGAAAUAACAAAGAUUCUAGUGACGUUGAAGAUAACACCAGUAUUCCGAUGACUAGUUCAUUUCUUGACGAUCAAAAUACCGUGACGUCCGACUGUCGGGACGUGUCCAUGGAUUAUGUUCCAUCACAAAGUGACCCAUCUUUAGUGAUCGUUGAAGAGCCUGAAAAUAGUACUGUUGUUGAUGCAGACGAAACCGAUGCAGAUCACGAAAAUCAUGUCGAAAAAAAUGAUCAAUAUUUGACACCGGUCCGAGAAGGACAAACUCACUUAGAAGAGACGAUGAACUUGACUGAAACAGGUAGCAGCUUAGUAUUAUCUGGCAGCGAAGUACCUUUAAAUAGAAGUAUUAGUAAACGAGGUCGUCGCCGCGCCCUUCCUCAACGCAAGGUCGUUACUCGUAGUUCGGCGAAGAAGCUAGCAUCACAAGAACAGCAUGACGAAGAUGUUUAUACAACUCUUCAUACCACCUUAAAUGACAUCUCCGCGCAAGAUAUCGAUUCAACGCUUUAUACCACCUUAAAUGACACCUCAAUGUUAGAUGUUGAUUCAACUCUUCAUACUACGUUAAAUAGCACAAUGAACUCCACACUAGAUGUUAAAAACAAGAGAAAGACAAGAAGUAAGAAGAAAACUGUGAAUAGUGAUGCAGCGAAUAGUGUCGUGUUUCUCAGUGAUGAUUCUGUUGUUGAAGUAAGGCGCACUACCAGAUCACAAAAUGUAAAUGAAAAUUCUACGAAGAGAAGAAAUGCCAGUUUAUUAGCUUCUCCUGCUCGAAAUACUCGUUCAAGUAAAAAAAACGAAAAUUUAAAUAACGCGACUAAAUCUUCAAGUAAACAUCGAGAGGUUGAGAGCGAAUUAUCGCCUGCACGAAAUACGCGGUCGAAAACAGUCGAAGCAGCGCUUGUUUCGCACAAUGUAUCCGAUGUCAAUGUGAUGGUUUCUCCACUUGAAGGUAAGCGAGUCCACGUAGAGGCAAAAACUUUGAAAGGAAACUUAACGAAAGUGAAUGAAAGAGACGCAUCUAUUGUAUUUGUCAGCGAUGAUUCAGUUGUUGGAAUUAGGCGGAGUGUUAGAGCGAAAGCUGGAAGUGAGUCUGCAAAGAAAGGGAAUGCAAACGCUUCUCCUGUACUUGUGGCUUCUGCAACAAAAUUAAAAACUUCUCCCAAUAAAUCGCCUAAAAAAACAAAGGAAGCUGGACGCAGAAGUGCCAGGAUAUCGUAUGAAAGUAGUCCGAAUAGGGCAAAGGAGUUAAGUUCGACUAUAAGGACGAGAUCUGCUGAUAAAAAUGUGAAAAAUAUAUUGAAUGGGGCUGCGGAGGUGUCAAAGAUGGAUUUAAAGAACAAACGAAGGUCUGAAUCUCGUGCAAAGGAAGCAACAGAAAGUGUUCUAUCAUUUGUCCCAGUUGAAGAAGACCACGUUCGAAGACAGUCAAAACGGUCAUCAAGUAAACGAGCGAGUUUAGCUGUCGCAGAACAAUUAAAACAUACACCUAGAAGAAGUAUUCGAGCACGUGUGACCACGGCCGACACAAAAAUUUAAAAAUUUGAAAGACGAGAAAAAUACGUUAAAUUGUAAACAUUCUAAAUAUGCAAGUUUAUUUUUUGUAGUCAUUCAGACAAGUUUUUCACCUUAACGUACAUCGAAUCUGUAAACUCGUAGUUAUUUUUAUUCGUAUGUGAGGUUAAUUGUGUAGCGUGUUUUUUCUCUGUAUCUGUUUAUUGUGUAUGUUAAAAUAACUAGAGAAAGUUAAGUAUAUACCUAAUU